Westerdykella ornata is the source of this 982-nucleotide messenger RNA. RefSeq lists its product as uncharacterized. The annotation marks the transcript as partial. NCBI's taxonomy places the organism in Eukaryota, Fungi, Ascomycota, Dothideomycetes, Pleosporales, Sporormiaceae. The record is from RefSeq and is a predicted model, not a curated record. The transcript has a single exon.
CUCAGGGUCCUGCUAAACGGCGGCCCCGCAUCGCUAUCGUGUGCAGCUCUUGCCUUGUCGCGUUCCUGUGUUCCCUCAGAACUCCCCAGCCGUUGUGUCUCGACAGCUCGUGCUCGCUGGCUCCUACCUACCUCCAUGACUCGUCGCUUCGGAAGAAGUUCCGACACCGCCAUGGCGACUUCCAAAACUGUGGACAUCUUCCCAUCCUUCCUUCUGCUUGGUUCUCGUCGUGGUCUUUGUGUGAUGCUGUCCCUUCUGCCCUCUUCCCUUCUUCUCCCCUUCCAGAGCCUGACGCCCACCUCCCACCUCGUGACGGGAAUCGCGGAAAAGGCGGCUGCAUCCUGUGCCUCCUGUGCAUCCUCGACGCCCAAACGAAAGCUCAUUUGCACGGGCCCGCAACGGGUGCACUUCGUUGUCGCCGUGGCUUGUUUGAUCCCCCGUUCGCUAUCGAGGAUCCAUGGAUCGCUCACAGACGGCAGCCUGGUCGAUCCAAACCCAACAAGCCAAGCUCCACGCGUUUGUGAAUCCUCAUCUCAUCUCUGCGGAAUCCCCAUCCUCUGGCUUUUGCGCCAUGGCAGCCAAUCAUGGGCCAGGCGUUGCUGCAUCUCAACUUGUCGCUGCUGCACCAGACACGCUUCGUGUUACCCAACUCCCACGUGUCUGCAACGCCGCGUUUCCCCGAGUACAACACACAGCUUCCUCCAGUCUGUUGCAGCGUGCUGCAAGGCAAGGGCGGCAACACAUGCCCUUGAGGAUGAGCAACCAGGGGCGUCAAGGGGCAAUCGGGAAAUCCUCCUCGGCAAGGGCGGCUUCGUGGUUGGUGCCAUUUUCCAAAAGUCCCAGCACCCCGGGAUCGUGCGGCCGCUGCGGAGAUGACCUUCGUGGAACCGCCAUCGUUCCGGGAAAUAAUCAACAUGGGCGGCUUUCUGGUGAUGCGCCCUCCAAAACUGAGAGCCCCCGAGAAAGUGCCUCCAGGCAGUAA